AUGACCGAGUCUGCCUUCAAGCAACCCUUAUCGUUGUUGCUGCGACAAGAAUGGAAUCUUUUUGGUCGCAAAACGCAAUGGGCGCACAAAUCACGGAUCGUGAGAACGCAUGUCACAGCACCAGGAGCAACGACCGAAGCCCGCCGUCAUCAAGCUGACAUUCAGUGGAUACGCCAUGACCAGCCAACAACAGGACUUCCUCUUCCUCAUCAACAACCCUUACGUCUCCGGGAGGAAACAAAUCCUCGUCCGCUAUCGUCCUACCUGACAGACGACUUUUCUCGCGCACACAACUACCUGCGUAUUUCAGUGACAGAGCGAUGCAAUUUGAGAUGCGUCUACUGUAUGCCCGAGAAUGGCGUCCCUCUGUCUCCAUCAGCGCAUCUCCUCACAACUCCUGAGAUUGUCUAUCUUUCGCAGCUGUUCGUAAGUCAGGGUGUUGAUAAGAUUCGGUUGACUGGAGGAGAGCCCACAGUGCGGAAAGACAUUAUAGAUUUGAUGACGCAGAUCGGCAGAUUGAGAAGGUCAGGCUUGAAAGAGCUUUGUCUCACAACGAAUGGCUUGACGCUUCAUCGCAAGCUGGAUGCCAUGGUCGAAGCCGGCCUUACCGGUGUCAAUCUGUCUCUAGAUACUCUUGAUCCAUAUCAGUUCACUAUCAUGACCCGACGCAAUGGUCAUGAAGCCGUGACCCGAUCCAUUGAACGAAUAUUAGAGAUGAACAGACUCGGUGCGGGUAUCAAGCUGAAAAUCAAUUGCGUCGUUAUGCGGGGGAUCAACGAGCGUGAGAUUAUACCUUUCGUCGAGUUGGGAAAGAACAAAGAUAUUGAAGUCCGCUUUAUUGAAUAUAUGCCAUUCGAUGGCAACAAGUGGUCACAGGGCAAGAUGCUGAGCUUCAAAGAAAUGCUUGCAACGAUACGAGAGAAAUAUCCUGAUCUACAGAAGAUCCAGGACCACAAAAACGAUACAAGCAAGACGUAUCAAGUCCCGGGUUUCCUGGGGAAGUUGGGCUUCAUUACGAGUAUGACACACAAUUUCUGCGGGACCUGCAACAGGUUGCGCAUAACCAGCGAUGGUAACUUGAAGGUGUGCCUUUUUGGUAACAGUGAAGUCAGCCUUCGAGAUAUCCUUCGCGAGAGAAACAAUGGUGAGCCUAUUGAUCAGGCAGCUGUGGACGCAAUAGACCAAUUAGAGACAGAUGCUCGCAAUGCCUCUCUCAGAGACAGUGACGUUUCAGAGCAAGACCAGCGGCUGCUGGAGAUAAUCGGCGCAGCUGUCAAAAGAAAGAAGGCGAAGCAUGCGGGAAUGGGCGAGCUCGAGAAUAUGAAAAAUCGACCUAUGAUUUUGAUUGAUGACCACUACUCGGCUUUCACACUUCCUUCCUUCUCCCGCCACCUCUCCCAAGAAGCCACUCUAUUCUCUCCUCAGCCGAGACCAUACGUUCAAGCACCGCAAUUUCCUAUCCUUCCAAGCAUACCUUUUGGUAUUCAGUUGCGGCGAUACCAUACUAAAGCCAGGGAAGACAUCAUUUCACUUCGCAAUACUAACGCUACGAAACCAAAAAAGCCUAAAUGGCUUCGUCCGGUUCAUGGUCAAGGGAGUUUUCGAAAGAUUCCGUCCCCUGAUCCAGUCUCCUGGAUCACACCAUCCGAGCCCGCACGGACAUGGCCGUCUCCUGUCUUUGGGUAUAUACCGCCAAAAUAUAACCUAAUUCAGAACCCUCGCCAUGAACCUCAGCUCUUGUCGGAUACAUACAUCCAGGCCCAGCCACCGGAUGAGCUAACACCAAGAAAUUCACGAAACCCACAAAAAGAUUCCACUGCCCAUUCAAAUAAGUCGCAGCAAGUGACCACUUCCACGCAUGAUUCAGCAACAGAAGCUAUUGUACAUUCAGCCCUGGUUCGCAACACACCCUUGCAGGAUUCAGGAAGUACAAGUUAUGUUUCAUCUGCAAGGACCGCCUCGUCACUAUCAACUGCAAAGAAGGCAUCCUUGAUGCCUUCCCCAACUCGCACGACAUCAACUAAGGGAAUUGGUAGAAAGCCAAAUACUAGACAGACCAGGAAUAUUAUGACUCUGAACAAUCCUUUUUUCACCUCUUUGCCUGGUGCAUUCAACAAUGACGAGCCGCUUUCUUCUCAGCAGGAGCCGGUCAAGCCCCUGUCGCAUCUCACCUCAACGGGUGAUGCGCACAUGGUGGAUAUCUCGCACAAGCCACCCACCCGCCGUGCCGCCACUGCUAAGGCCUUCGUGUUAUUUAGCAACACCCAUCCUUACACUUCUUUGACUCAAAAAUCCUUAGCCAAAGGCGACGCCACCGCUGUUGCUCGUCUAGCCGGCAUCCAAGCUGCAAAGAAAACUGCAGACUUGAUUCCGCUGGCUCAUCCCAGUUUAGGCAUCACUGGUAUCAAGGUCGACAUCGACCUGCUUUCGCCCUCAACUGAAACCCAUGCUAUUAAACCAGAUGACUACAUUGGAGAAGCAGGCUUUGAAUUUGGUGGUGUGAAGAUCACAGCUUAUGUCUCUUGUGACGGAAAGACAGGGGUCGAGAUGGAGGCUCUAACCGCGGCAAACAUGGCUGCAUUGACCAUGUAUGAUAUGUGUAAGUCAGUUGACAAGCACAUGGUCAUUACUGGAGUAAGAGUCACCAUGAAGAAAGGGGGCAAAAGUGGACCCUGGAGCGUGGAUGGGGAUAUCCCGAACGAUCCUCCUCCGGCACAGAUUUUUGAGUCAGUGCUGCAGAGGAGAAUGGCCGGCCUUGUAGAUGAGCCAGAAGCCCACGGCCCAGUUGGCGUUCCAGACUCUGGCCCCGAGAUUGUGGAGCAGGAUGAUGGCGCUGUUGUACCAGAAGCCGAUGAGGCCUUCCUCCAAAGCGCCGCUACCGAGCUCGAGCUCUUCAUUGCAAACACCACCUCUCCUACCAAAGCAGCCGAGAUUGCUGGACUGCGCCGCAGUCACAAGUCUCUAAGCGCCAGAAUCAAAGAACUGCAGAGAAGGACCGAACAGGGCUAUGAGGUGCAGGGCAGCGUCCAGAGCGAGUGGCAUCGAGACGGAAGAGUAGACCAUGACAUCCUUCAGCGUCUGCACGGGGAGCGACGCGAGAUUGCUAGGAAGGUGCUUGAAUGGAGAAUUGGAGGCGGUAGUGAGGUGAGGGAAGCUGAUAAAAAUGAGAUGGGAAUGGAGCUUGGGAGUCUAUGUCAGCGGACGAAGGAGGAAUAUGCAAAGGAGGCGGAGGGACAAUGGAGGUGGGAGGCUGGGGUGUAUGGGGUCUGGCGUGGUGAUCAGCCCCAUCCAGCGAGCCAGGGGAUUCGCAUAGAGGAGCAGAUGUAUGCACGGGAACAUCCUCAAGGUGCUGAGUCUUGA
Molecule: messenger RNA, 3360 nt
Organism: Endocarpon pusillum Z07020
Lineage: Eukaryota; Fungi; Ascomycota; Eurotiomycetes; Verrucariales; Verrucariaceae
Exons: 2
Coding region: 1-3360 (1119 amino acids)
Biological process (GO): Mo-molybdopterin cofactor biosynthetic process
Molecular function (GO): metal ion binding; cyclic pyranopterin monophosphate synthase activity; GTP 3',8'-cyclase activity
Source: RefSeq, a predicted model, not a curated record